Hyphopichia burtonii NRRL Y-1933 is the source of this 408-nucleotide messenger RNA. RefSeq lists its product as uncharacterized. The record is from RefSeq and is a predicted model, not a curated record. Lineage: Eukaryota; Fungi; Ascomycota; Pichiomycetes; Serinales; Debaryomycetaceae. The transcript has a single exon. Bases 1 to 408 code for a protein of 135 amino acids. Gene Ontology annotation, cellular component: cytosol; cytoplasm; membrane. Gene Ontology annotation, molecular function: Rho GDP-dissociation inhibitor activity; protein binding. Gene Ontology annotation, biological process: Rho protein signal transduction.
AUGCCCCAAGGAAGCCACCCCGAUUUAACCAUUGUCAAAUUCGUCUGUUCGGUUGAAGGACAGGAAGAUAAGGAGAUUCAAGUUGAAGGAGUCGAUGAGGUCAAAGUGAAAAUUCCAGAAAACAGUAAAUAUACCAUGACUAUUUUCUUCAAAGUGAACAAUAACGAAUUGAAGGAUCUCAAGUAUGUUCAAGUGAUGAAGAAACACGGAUUGACUGUUAAGCAAAGAGAUAUGUUUAUCGGGGAAUCAUAUGCUCCUUCGGAAGAGAUUUACUCCAAGACUUUUGAACAAGACGUUACUCCAGGAGGGUUUUUGGUCAGAGGUGUAUAUCCAGCAACUUCUACUUAUUCUGCUAAUGGAGAAACUUUGUUUACCAGUGACUGGUCUUUAGAAAUCACCAAGAAGUGA